AGAUCGGAGCAAUUAGCGACUACUUUCCUUUCUCUCUCACUGAGAAGCAUCUCGCUUCUUCUUCUUCUUCUACUUCUUCUCAGUUCUCAGUUAGGUUUAAAGAGAAACGAAGGGCCACCGAGUCGACUCAGUGAAAUUGGGGAUGGAGCAGCAGGACGACGAGUCCAUGGCCGAUGGUUCCGAGUCGGCUCGCGGAGCCUCCAGGUCCCCGAGGCUGUUCAUCAGGGAAAUGGUGAUGCGGAACUUCAAGUCUUACGCCGGCGAGCAACGCGUCGGUCCUUUCCACAAGAGCUUUUCGGCAGUUGUUGGACCGAAUGGGAGUGGGAAAAGCAAUGUGAUAGAUGCAAUGCUCUUCGUAUUCGGAAAACGAGCUAAGCAGAUGCGGCUCAACAAAGUUUCAGAGCUUAUACAUAACUCCACUAAUCACCAAAAUCUGGAUAGCGCUGGAGUUUCUGUUCAUUUUCAAGAGAUCAUUGAUUUGGAUGAUGGAGAAUUUGAAGUUGUUCCAGGAAGUGAUUUUGUAAUUACGAGAAUAGCAUAUCGAGAUAACACCUCCAAGUAUUACAUCAAUGAACGUGCAAGUAAUUUCACUGAAGUUACCAAGAAACUGAAAGGGAAAGGAGUCGACCUAGACAACAACCGCUUUUUGAUUCUUCAGGGUGAAGUUGAGCAAAUUUCUCUUAUGAAGCCAAAAGCUCAGGGAUCCCAUGAUGAAGGUUUUCUUGAAUACCUCGAGGACAUUAUUGGGACUAACAAAUAUGUUGAAAAAAUUGAUGAAGCGUAUAAAGAGCUAGAAUCCCUCAAUGAGAAAAGAUCUGGUGUUGUGCAAAUGGUUAAGCUGGCUGAGAAAGAAAGAGAUGCCUUGGAGGAUGUGAAAAAUGAAGCGGAGGCCUAUAUGCUGAAAGAGUUGUCACUUCUGAAAUGGCAAGAGAAAGCCACAAAAUUGGCUCAUGAAGAUACCACAACAAAAUUGGUGGGUCUACAAGAGAAUAUAACCAGCUUAGAAGAAAAUCUAAAGACUGAAAGGGAGAGGAUCCAGGAGAGUAAUAAUACACUGAAGGAGCUUGAUUCUGUCUACAGUAAACAUAUGAAACAACAAGAGGAACUUGACAAUGCCCUCAGAAGCAGUAAUGAAGAAUUUAAGGAGUUUGAAAGGGAGGAUCUUAAGUAUAGGGAAGAUCUGAAGCAUAAGAAGAUGAAGAUCAAGAAACUCAAAGAUAAACUUCAAAAGGACUCAUUAAAGAUUGCUGACACAGAGAAGGAGUGUGAGGAGUCCACAAAUCUGAUCCCAAAACUUGAGGAAAGUAUUCCACAUCUGCAAAAACGAUUGUUGGAUGAAGAAAAAGUCCUGGAGGAAAUCUUAGAGACAGUGGAAACUGAAAAAUAUCGCUCUGAGCUUACAAAAGUUCGUGCUGAAUUAGAACCAUGGGAAAAGCAACUGAUUGAGCACAAGGGGAAACUCGAAGUUAGAUGUACUGAACAGAAGCUUUUGAAUGAAAAGCAUGAAGCUGGUCGUGCAGCUUUUGAAGAUGCUCGUAAGCAGAUGGAUGAUAUAUCGGGAAAGAUAGAAACAAAAACUGCAGGCAUUGCAAGGAUUCAAAGUGAAUUAGAAAUGAGCAAGCACGAAGCAAUGGAAGCUCGCAAAGAGGAACAAGAGUACAUUAGAGAACAAGACAGUCUGAUGCCUAGUGAACAAGCUGCAAGACAGAAGGUCGCAGAACUAAAGUCCCUUCUGGAUUCUGAGAAGAGUCAGGGAACAGUUUUAAAAGCAAUUUUGCAUGCUAAGGAUUCCAACAGGAUACCCGGAAUAUAUGGGCGGAUGGGUGAUUUAGGUGCUAUUGAUGCAAAAUAUGAUGUUGCCAUAUCAACAGCUUGUGCUGGACUUGAUUAUAUUGUGGUGGAAACAACUAGUGCAGCACAAUCAUGUGUUGAGCUACUCCGGAGAGAGAACCUUGGAAUUGCGACUUUCAUGAUAUUGGAAAAGCAAGCUGAUCUCUUACCAAAGUUGAAGGAGAAGAUAAGCACUCCAGAAGGAGUUCCACGCCUUUUUGAUUUAGUUAGGGUACAGGAUGAGAGAAUGAAACUUGCUUUUUAUGCAGCAUUGCGAAACACUGUCGUAGCUAAGGAUCUUGACCAGGCAACUCGAAUUGCAUAUGGAGGGAAUCAUGAUUUUAAACGGGUGGUAACACUUGAUGGUGCACUAUUCGAAAGAUCUGGUACUAUGAGUGGCGGGGGAGGUAAGCCACGUGGUGGUAAGAUGGGCACUUCUAUUCGUGCCUCCAGUGUGUCAGGAGAAGCUGUUGUGAUUGCUGAAAAGGAGCUUGAAGCCAUGGUUUGUUCAUUAAAUAACUUGCGCCAGAAAAUCGCUGAUGCAGUAAGGAGAUAUCAAGCCUCUGAAAAUGCAGUUGCUCGCUUGGAGAUGGACUUAGCCAAAAGCCAGAAAGAGAUUGACAGCCUAAAUUCACAACAUGGUUAUCUUGAGAAGCAAAUUGGUUCCUUGGAGGCUGCAUCACAGCCGAAAAAGGAUGAACUUGAUAAGUUAGAGGAACUCAAGAAGAAUAUUGCUGCUGAAGAGAAGGAGAUUCAGAAACUUAUACAAGGGUCUCAGCAGCUGAAGGACAAGGCCACGAAACUCCAGAGUAACAUAGAAAAUGCUGGAGGUGAGAGGUUAAAAACACAGAAGUCAAAAGUCAAGGACAUUCAAUCUAAUAUUGACAAAAAUAACACUGAGGUUAACCGCCGCAAAGUCCAAAUUGAGACUGGGCAGAAAACUAUAAAGAAGUUAACCAAUGUGAUUGAAGAAUCAAAGAAUGAGAUAGAACGACUUGGUCAGGAGAAGGAAAAUUUGUCUGGUAAAUUCAAAGAAAUAGAAAAGAAGGCAUUUGAAGUUAAAGAGAAAUAUGAAGGAAUACAGAAGCUGAUUGAUAAUCAUAAAGAUCUGUUAGAUAAAGCGAAAUCUGACUAUGAGAACAUGAAAAGGACCUUGUAUGAAUUGCGGGCAUCAGAGGGUAAUGCUGUCUUUCAGUUACAAGAGAAGAAGAAGUUAUACAAGGAGCAGGAAUUGAAGGGAAAGCAUUACAAUAAAAAGCUUGAUGACUUGCAAACUGCUCUUGUGAAGCAUAUGGAACAAAUUCAGAAAGAUUUAGUGGACACAGAAAAGCUUCAAGCAACCCUGGCAGAUGAAAUCCUUAAUAACCCUUGUGACCUUAAAAAGGGCCUUGAAAUGGUGACACUUCUGGAAGCACAAUUGAAAGAGAUGAAUCCAAAUCUCGAUUCAGUUGCAGAGUAUCGGAGAAAGGUCUCAUUAUACAAUGAUCGAGUUGAGGAUCUUAAUAGGGUCACACAACAGCGUGAUGACAUAAAGAGGCAGUAUGAUGAAUGGAGAAAGAAGAGGUUGGAUGAGUUCAUGGCAGGAUUUAAUGCAAUAUCUUUGAAGUUAAAGGAAAUGUAUCAGAUGAUUACACUGGGAGGUGAUGCAGAACUUGAGCUAGUGGACUCUCUGGAUCCUUUCUCUGAAGGUGUUGUUUUCAGCGUGAGACCACCAAAGAAGAGUUGGAAGAAUAUUGCAAACUUGUCUGGUGGUGAAAAGACAUUGAGCUCUUUAGCUCUUGUUUUUGCAUUGCAUCAUUACAAGCCUACACCUCUUUAUGUGAUGGAUGAAAUCGAUGCCGCCUUAGACUUCAAGAAUGUCUCUAUUGUGGGACACUAUGUAAAGGACAGAACCAAGGAUGCACAGUUCAUAAUCAUAAGCCUUCGAAACAAUAUGUUUGAGCUGGCUGAUCGACUUGUUGGGAUAUACAAAACUGAUAAUUGCACAAAGAGCAUUACCAUCGAUCCCGGGAAGUUCGUGGUUUGUGAAAAUGCUGCUGCUUGA
Molecule: messenger RNA, 3874 nt
Organism: Fragaria vesca subsp. vesca
Lineage: Eukaryota; Viridiplantae; Streptophyta; Magnoliopsida; Rosales; Rosaceae
Product: structural maintenance of chromosomes protein 4-like
Exons: 28
Coding region: 143-3874 (1243 amino acids)
Biological process (GO): mitotic chromosome condensation
Cellular component (GO): chromosome
Molecular function (GO): protein binding; ATP binding; ATP hydrolysis activity
Source: RefSeq, a predicted model, not a curated record